Molecule: messenger RNA, 1546 nt
Organism: Cajanus cajan (pigeon pea)
Lineage: Eukaryota; Viridiplantae; Streptophyta; Magnoliopsida; Fabales; Fabaceae
Product: putative cinnamyl alcohol dehydrogenase 1
Molecular function (GO): zinc ion binding; oxidoreductase activity, acting on the CH-OH group of donors, NAD or NADP as acceptor
Source: RefSeq, a predicted model, not a curated record
CAUACACAUCACAUCAUAGAAAAACUAUGAGUUCCCAAGGUGUCGCUGAAGAUUGCGUAGGAUGGGCUGCAAGAGAUGAAUCCGGAGUUCUAUCACCUCACAAAUUCAGCCGCAGGGCUCUUGGAAAUGAAGAUCUUCAUAUUAAAAUUACACACUGUGGUGUUUGUUAUGCUGAUGUAGUUUGGACAAGGAAUUUACAUCGCGACUCAAUGUACCCCGUUGUGCCUGGUCAUGAGAUUGCUGGGAUUGUCACAAAGGUUGGCUCCAAUGUCCACAGUUUCAAUGUUGGUGACCAUGUUGGAGUGGGGACUUAUGUUAGCUCAUGUAGGGAUUGUGAGUAUUGUAAUGACAGGCUAGAAGUUCAUUGUACCAAAGGAUCAGUUUACACUUUUAACGGUGUUGAUUUUGAUGGUACAAUUACAAAAGGAGGAUACUCGAGUUACAUAGUAGUCCAUGAGAGGUAUUGCUUCAUGAUCCCAAAAAGCUAUCCAUUGGCUUCAGCAGCUCCUUUGCUUUGUGCCGGAAUUACUGUUUAUUCACCGAUGGUGCGCCACAAGAUGAAUCAACCUGGUAAAUCUCUAGGAGUGAUUGGUCUUGGUGGCCUCGGUCAUAUGGCAGUGAAAUUUGGAAAGGCAUUUGGUUUGAGUGUAACAGUUUUCAGCACUAGCAUAUCCAAGGAAGAGGAGGCACUGAGCCUGCUUGGUGCAGACAAAUUUGUUGUUUCAUCUAACCAAGAAGAAAUGACGGCGUUGGCUAAAUCAUUGGACUUUAUAAUUGACACAGCAUCUGGUGAUCACCCGUUUGAUCCUUAUUUGUCACUUUUGAAGACAUAUGGUGUUUUUGUCCUAGUUGGUGUCCCUAGUGAAGUCAAAUUCAGCCCUGUAAGUCUUGUUAUAGGAUCGAAGACUGUUGCGGGAAGCAUUACAGGUGGUACAAAAGAUAUACAAGAGAUGAUUGACUUCUGUGCUGCCAAUGGAAUUUACCCAAAUAUAGAGCUCAUUCCAAUAGAGUACGCCAAUGAAGCUCUCGAGAGGCUCAUAAAUAAGGAUGUCAAAUAUCGGUUUGUAAUAGACAUUGAGAACUCCCUAAAAUAAUACUAGAGAAAAAUGGACAUGAUUGGACUACACCUUGUUCGAUAAAUAAUGAUGCUCUCCUUGGUAUGCGAGUAUCAGUUAGUUCCACACAUUUAAGCCUAUAUGUUGCUGAUAGUUAAGUAGUUUUGGUUUUUGUCAACAGUUAUCUCAUACUAGUAUCUCUAAGUGUUGUAUAAAUACCAACCUUUUGUAUCAGAAUCAUUUUAAUCAAUGUCUCAAUUCUCUGUUCUCUGACGUCAGUAUAUAUGCCUCUAUUUCACAGUUUCUUACACUUCUUUCUCUUGCCUUUGUUAAUAAUAUUUUUGUUUCAAUUCUGUUGCUUCACAUUAUGUGAUUCAAUCUCCUUCUGCACUGGGCAUAAUCGUUUACGCAAUGCACAUACACAUUCCAGUGAUGUCAUUAUACAGUGUUGGCUGUGUAACAUUUUAUAUCCUAAUAAAUUAUUAUUGGAU